GCCGUUGCAGCAGUAUAAAGGAUCCCACGCUUUUCUAGACAAUUGCAAAUCAUCUUUAGCUGUUCUUCAAUCUUCCCAAUUGAUCACCGUUUCGAGAUCGUCUUUCCAAUCUGCCUCUGGAUUUCGAGUUUAAUCACCGCCCCUUGCCAUUACCGGAAAAGAGAUGCGGAUAGGGAUAUGGACGGUGGUGGUGAACUUGGGACUCGUGUAAGAAAUAUGCGAAUUUCAAAUAACGGCAAGAGCUCCGCCGACGGAACGGCGUCGGGAUCGGAUAUGUGUUUUGUGUUUGGAUGUCGGUUCCGAUUUCGAUCGGCAUUCGAUUCUUACUGUGCUGCUUGCGAGGCGUUCUCUGAACAACAGCUUACUUCGGAUUCAAUGGAGCUCAAGGUUGAGCUCCUUUGAUCGACGCUCUUCUCCCUCCCUUUGACGCUUCUCUCUCUCUCCCUCGCUUUCUAGAGAAAUUUUUUUCCCUUUUUUGGUGGAUAUAAUGGAUUUUUGUUCAAAAUUGGUGGUCGGUAAGUUGGAGGUGAACGACGGGGAGGUGGCAGAGAGGGAUCCAUCUGGCCGUUACGUACGGUAUGAUGAAAUCUUGGGGAAAGGAGCGUUCAAGACUGUAUAUAAGGCAUUUGAUGAAGUUGAUGGAAUUGAAGUUGCAUGGAACCAAGUGAAUAUUGAAGAGGUAUUGCAGUCACCAGAACAGCUAGAAAGAUUAUAUUCUGAGGUUCAUCUGUUGAAGUUAUUAAAGCAUGAAAAUAUCAUCAAGUUCUUUUUCUCUUGGGUGGAUGACGAGAACAAGACUAUUAACAUGAUAACCGAGUUAUUCACUUCUGGGAGUUUGAGGCAAUACCGUAAGAAGCAUAAGCAUGUUGACAUCAAGGCCAUCAAGAACUGGGCAAGGCAGAUCCUUCGAGGUUUACACUAUUUGCAUAGUCACAAUUCUCCUAUCAUUCAUCGGGACUUGAAAUGCGACAACAUAUUUGUUAAUGGUAAUAAUGGAGAAGUGAAAAUUGGGGAUCUUGGAUUGGCGACAGUCAUGCAGCAACCUACAGCUCGAAGUGUUAUUGGUACUCCUGAAUUUAUGGCUCCAGAGCUCUAUGAUGAAGAGUACAACGAACUUGUUGACAUCUAUUCUUUUGGCAUGUGCAUAUUGGAGAUGGUAACGUGUGAGUAUCCAUAUAGUGAAUGCAGGAAUCCAGCACAAAUAUACAAGAAGGUCACAUCUGGUAUCAAGCCUGCCUCGCUCUCUAAAGUGAGUGAUCCCGAAGUCAAGGAAUUCAUAGAGAAGUGCCUAGUUCCAGCGCCUAUGAGAUUGCCAGCUGUGGAGCUCCUGAAAGAUCCAUUCCUCUGGACUGCAAAUUCAAAGGAGCUCCAUUGUGAAUCUACUCAGUUACCGAAUCUCAUGACCAAAUCAGUUAUCCUACCACAACCAGAACCUCUUCCUAUGGAUAUUGAUGCUUGUCACAAGAAGUCUUCUGUUGGUUCUUGUGCAAAAGGGUUAUCUGAAACCUCUCAAUUUUCAACUCUAGAAUUCCAGAGCUUCACUGAAAGUAAGGAAUUCAGGUUGAGAGGGGAGAAAAAUUCUGAUAACUUGGUUUCUUUUCAUUUACGCAUUGCAGAUUCAUGUGGUUGGGCAAAGAACGUCCAUUUCCCUUUCUUUAUUGAUUCUGAUACGGCAAUUUCAAUAGCACAAGAAAUGAUUGAACAAGUUGAUUUGUCAAAUGAAGAUGUGUCUGUCAUUGCUGAGUUGAUUGAUAACAUGAUAGUGAAGUUCACAUGCAAUUGGAAUGCGUCACUUGAAAGUACUUUAAGUGAAGCAGAUGGAUUGUUCGUGCAUUCUUCUGUGGUGCAAAAGAAUGGGGUCUCGUUGAACAAGGAAAACGCUUCUUCAUGUUCUGGUAGUGUGAAUGACCAUGAAACUCCUGAAUUGGACAGUUCAGAUAUAUCUGCUGUGUUCAGUGUCCCAGUUGUCUCUGAUGGGAGUACUAACAAGCGUUUGGGAUUUUCUAAUCAUAGUCUUUGUGAGUCCACCAAGAAUUCUGAUAUCUCAUUGAUUGAUUCAAGCUCUGAUCCAUAUAAAACUGUAAGUUUGUCCAGUAUCUGCUCUCUAUCCCUAGCAGACAAGGAUCAACACGACGAGCUAAAGCUGGAGCUUGAUGCAAUUGAUUCACAAUAUGACCAUUGUUUCCAAGAACUCUUGAAAAUGAGGGAGGCUGCAGUCGAAAAUGCCAAAAAGAGGUGGCUGACAAAGAAGAAAAUCUCUGUUAUAUGA
Messenger RNA from Tripterygium wilfordii, 2269 nucleotides. Its product is annotated as probable serine/threonine-protein kinase WNK10. The record is from RefSeq and is a predicted model, not a curated record. Gene Ontology annotation, molecular function: protein serine/threonine kinase activity; ATP binding. Gene Ontology annotation, biological process: intracellular signal transduction; protein phosphorylation. Gene Ontology annotation, cellular component: cytoplasm. The transcript is spliced from 7 exons. Bases 488 to 2269 code for a protein of 593 amino acids. Lineage: Eukaryota; Viridiplantae; Streptophyta; Magnoliopsida; Celastrales; Celastraceae.